GAAUUACCUGCAGAUAGAAGCAAUAUUUUAGAGAGCGAACGACGGCAGAAAACCACAAGUCCACAGCGGGAGGUGCGUUUCAUUUGAACAAGUGUUUAGCAGUCGAAAGCUGAAUGAGAAUUACUCAUGGAUUAAGCUCUGAGAAAUGUGUGAAUGGUCGUCAACAUCCAUGGCAAAUUCCACCGCGGCAUUUGUAAACAGAGCACGGGAGAGGGAGCACACUCCGGUCUCCGGUCUAAUUGGACAUUCAUUAUGCGCGGCUAGAAACCGUUCAGCCAGAUAUUAACUAAUAAAAACCUCAGUAAAAGUGCAAAAAGUGAAUAACAACAAUAAAAGAUCGUUUGCGGAUUUGUAACAAUACAAAAACAAACAUUAUUAACAGUUCCAUGUGAGAUGAGCAUUCGCACAGAUGAUUGUGUCCGGGAGCAUGUCGAAGAGGGUGUCGGUGCUAGCUGCAUUAAGUUUUACGAUUUUAUUGCUGCUAGUUGUGGUUGUUCUGGUGGUCCGAGGGAGUUCGUGUGGUGGACUGAACGACUGUGAUCCCUUCAAAGCGGUUUGCGCAUCGACCAGGAACGAACAUCAAUUCUUCUACAGCCAGUGUGACAUGAUCCGUGACAAUUGUUUGACAGGAAAAGAUUGGAAACUUGAUCAUUUCUCCCACUGCAAUGUAAACGUCUGAGGGCAUGCGUUGCAUACGUAGCUGUCCAUUCCUAUGCCAAAGUAUUUUACCAAAAACAACUGUUGAAUCUUCAAAGACAUUUUACAAAAACCAAUAUUUUUGAAAACUAAUAUUGUUGCCCGCUGCCGAAACUAACAAGAACAUUUUAAAAUAAUAAAAAAGUGAACCAUGGAAGAAUGAAAAAAAGCUAUUCUUAUUUUUUCAAAUGUAUAACUUUGUCGAAAUAAAUCCAUUGUAUUUACACAAAUCGGAGAUAGGAACCUGUUUCCCAUCACUGUCAAAAUUGACAAAGUAUAUUUCAACAAAUCCCAAUAUCACAAUACAAUUCUAAUUCGAUUUAACAAUGUCCGCCUUUCGGUCUGAUCAAUAGAUACCAAUCUUUUUAGUGUUUUGAAAUUUUUAACUUCAUUGUCCAACACAUACAGGGUGAGUUGAAAAAACUGCAACCAACUCUAGACUGCUGUCAUUUCCAAGCCACUCGUCCGACAGCUGUUCAAAUUAUUCCAAUGACAGCUCAUUAUAUUGUUUACAAGAGUACAAAAGCAUUUUGGUGAGAAUUUUCCAGAAAAAAGUUAUUCCUGAUGGAAUUCAAGCGACUUGAUCGAAACCCGCGUCGCAGUGGCCCGUGAGCUGAACAUAUCGCUAUAUUCCAUUCGGUAAAGCCGUCGAAAUUCCAAAAAGUGCAAGAACUUGCAUCGCAACAGAAAGAAAUAGACUCAAAAGAGCUAAAGAGUUGCUUCGCUUGGCCGAAAGUGGUGAACUGCGAAAUUUGGUUUUCUCCGAUGAGAAAAUAUAACAGCCGAUCGUAUUAAUCAACCAUGGCAUCAGAAAAAAUGUCGAAUAUUAUCGUGAAAAUAUUCUGGAGGGUGUAUAAAAGCCUUGGGCACCCAAAUAUUUAGGCCGUCGACUUUGGACAUUUCAACAGGACUCAGCACCAUCGCACUCAGAACGCACUACCCAAGAAAGGUUACAAAACGAGGUUCCUCGCUUCAGUUCCAGCGCACAAUGGCCAUCAAAAUCUGCAGAUACCAAUCCGUUGGACCAUUGUGUCCAGAGUAUUUUGGAAAGCAAGGUUGACACUAAAAAAUAUCAAAGUGUCGAUCACCUCAAGCAAGCGCUUCGCCGGGAGUGGGCCAAAAUACCGCAGAGUAACAUUCGGGCUACUUCCUACAUUUUUUGC
This is a messenger RNA of Musca domestica (house fly), 1859 nucleotides long. RefSeq lists its product as uncharacterized. NCBI's taxonomy places the organism in Eukaryota, Metazoa, Arthropoda, Insecta, Diptera, Muscidae. The record is from RefSeq and is a predicted model, not a curated record. The transcript has 2 exons. Bases 410 to 679 code for a protein of 89 amino acids.